AAUGCUAACUACCCAUAUAUUUUUACUGCCUUAACAUAUUCUCAUCAGAAAUUGGUGAAUCUCGAAUUAUUUAAUACAAUAUUUCUUCGGUUCCCAGAGAUACAAGUUCGUUUUUCCUUUGAGUACGCCAAACUCUGUAAAAUAAAGUUCUUUAAUUACGUAAUUCUAUUUUACUUAUUUUUUCUGAUGUUCUUGCCAUAUUAAAACCACUCAAGACGGCAAUUGUCACCGCUGGUCGAUCUGUUCCAAAUUACUUAAUACAGCAGAUUGCUUCGCAUUGGAAUAUUUUGCAAAGUUCCGGAUGGCAAUGCAAAAUCCAGAGCCUCACCUAGAAGUAAACUUGAACUCUGCUGGAGCAGAUUACAGUGUGGCAUUGAGAGUUCAAAAGCGUAAAAGCAAAGCACUAAAAGCAUUAUCGCACUGCAGCAAGCCGCUGUCUCCGUGUGCCAAAACAGGAAUACGCCGAUGCAUAGAAGCCCUGCUCUUAUCUUAUCUCGACCUGUGGCUCUGAUCGGAUGACGAUGACAGCAUCCAUUUGCCUAGGGAAGAUAAGCUCGUGCUAUUUUCGGGGACGAGACCUAUGCGCGGGACCUAUGCUGACUUCUGGAAUCGUCCGACGCUGAUAUGAUGCAGUGCAAGGCCUCUGAUUCAGGCUAUAUAAGCCCAAGCAGAGUGCACCAAAGACAACAGACUUUAGGUGUUGGUCGUUGAGCGUACCAAGGCCGGAGCAGUUGAAGAAUCAAGGAAGAGCAGGACUGAAGACAGGAUCCAGGAUGAAGCUGACCCUAGUGAUAUUGGCCCUCGUGGGCUGCGUGGCCGCGUUCAGCGUGCCCACGCAGAAGGUGAAGAUCGCCGACAAGGACUUCCUCGAGAAGCAGAAGUUCUUCUUCGAGAUCCUGUACCGCGUGGAGGAUCCCCUCAAUUUCGAGGAAUGGAUCAAGCUGGGCCAGAAGCUGAUUAUCGAGAAGCCACACUACGAGAACUUCGACUUCUACAUGGAGAAAUUCUGGGAGUCCUACAAGCUAGGCGCCCUCCUGCCCAAGGGCGAAUUCUUCGGCGCUUUGGUGAAGACCCACCACAAGCAGGCCUACGGUCUGUUCAACUUCUUCUACUACGCCAAGGACUGGGAGACGUUCGUCCGCAACGUCGCCUGGGCCCGCAUGCACGUCAACGAGGGCAUGUUCGUCUACGCCUUGACUCUGGCCGUGAUCCACAAGCCCGAGUUCGAGGGUCUGAUCCUGCCCCAGAUCUACGAGAUCUUCCCGCAAUACUUCUUCAACAGCAAGUUCGUUUACGAGGCCGAGAAGUUCGAUUACGAGGUGUUCAGCAAGUACAUCAUGUACGAGAAGGAGUAUAAGGACAUCCUUUACAAGGACUACAGCGAAUUCACCGGCAACUUCUACUUCUACACCAAGGACUGGAAGACCUGGCAGUGGUACAAAAUGAUGGGUCUGGACCAGGAGUGGUACGUCGAGGACAAGUACUUCCUGCGCGAGAACUACGCCGAAUUCGCCAAGGACCCCAAGUACGUCGAGGCAAUGAAGGGCUUCCAGAAGUUCUAUAUGCCAGUGGACUACACCCGUGACAUCGCAUUCUUCAACGAGGAGUCCAAGCUCUCCUACUUCACGGAGGAUCUGGGCUGGAACGCCUACUGGUACUACCUCAACAUGGACUACGCCUUCUUCCUUAACGGCAAGCAGUUCGGUUUGGACAAGGACCGUCGCGGCGAGUUCUGGAUCUACAAUGUGCAGCAGAUCCUGGCCCGUUACUACCAGGAGCGUCUGACCAAUGGCUACGGCGAUAUCCCGGAGUUCUUCUGGUACAAGCAGAUCGAGUACGGCUAUGAUCCUCAGCUGAUCUACUACAACGGCAUCGGCUACAGCUACCGCAAGAACUACUACGACUUCUACACCUACGGCAACUUCGAGAUGUACACCCAGGUGCAGAACUUCUUCAGCCGCGUCUACAAGACCCUGGAGACCGGAUUCUACAAAACCGCCGACGGUCACGUGAUCGAUCUGCACAAGCCGGAGGCCGUCAAGUUCAUUGGCGACUACCUGCAGGGCAAUGCCGAUACCUUUGACAAGUACUUCUUCAACUACUACUACAUGCUGGCCCAUAUGUACUUCGCCGAUGUCGACUACUCCGACAUGGAGGUCUUCCCCAACAUCUUCCUCAACUUCGAGACCAUGCUGCGCGAUCCCUUCUUCUACACCUUCUACAAGAAGUUCACCGAUGUGUUCUACCACUUCAAAUACUUCCUGCAGCCGUACACCAAGAAGGAUCUUUUCUACGAGGGCAUCACCAUCAAGGAUGUGACCGUGAGCAAGCUGGUGACCUACUACGAUAUCGUGGACUUCGAUGUGACCAAUCUGCUGAACGAUAAGAUGACCUUCGUCGACGGACAGUUCGUCUGGGACAAGGCUCUGCUGGCCCGUCAGGCUCGUCUCAACCACAAGCCCUUCGAAUUCGACUUCACCAUUGAGUCCAAGACCGCCCAAAAGGGCGUCGUCCGUGUCUUCCUGGGCCCCAAGUUCGACGAGUUCGGACGCGUGAUCCCUCUGGACUACAACCGCAAGAACUUUGUGCAGAUCGACAGCUUCAUCUUCCCCUUCGUGGCCGGAACCAACACCAUCAAGCGCAGCUCCAAGGAGUUCACCUGGACAGCCGAGGACAGGCUCACUUACACCGAACUGUACAAGUACGUCAUGCUGGCCUACGAAGGCAAGUAUGACUUCCCUCUGGACAUCAGCGAGCCCCACAACGCCUUCCCCGAUCGCCUGGUCCUGCCCAAGGGCUGGGAGCACGGUUUCCCCAUGCAGUUCUACUUCUUCGUCUCGCCCUAUGCCGAGGAGUACGAGCAGUUCUCCAACUUCGAUUACACCUACUCCUCGGGCGUUGGCUCCGGCACCCGCUUUGUGGACACCAAGCCCUUCGGCUAUCCCUUCGACCGCCAGAUCGAUGAGUAUGCCUUCUUCGUGCCCAACGGCUAUUUCAAGGACGUCAAGGUCUACUACGUGGAUACCUUCGCCAAGUACUUCGAGAAGAAGUACGAGAAUUUCGGCACCUUCGACUACUCGAUCGAGUACUAGAGGAUCACCCUGGAUCGAGCUUUUAACCCUCAUUCUAACCGUAUCGAUGUGCAAUGAAAAACUCAUAAAAAAACACAAAAAAUAUUAAAAUAAAUAAAUGAA
Drosophila kikkawai is the source of this 3194-nucleotide messenger RNA. It is a transcript of the gene Lsp1gamma, whose product is annotated as Larval serum protein 1 gamma. The record is from RefSeq and is a predicted model, not a curated record. Lineage: Eukaryota; Metazoa; Arthropoda; Insecta; Diptera; Drosophilidae.